CCACUGUCUCCGAGCGGAGGCUUGUUGCAGUAUUAAAAUAAUAACGCGAGAGUUGCAAGUUGCUUCCCUCUUCCCCGACCGUAAAACUGUCAAAGGUAGCCGGGAAGGGGGGCGCGGGGGAUCGCGCAUGAGCCAGCGCCGCCUCGCCCGCUCCAAGCGCGCGUGUGAGUGUGUGUGCGUGCGGGGGCCCUGGAGAGCUCGCCACAGGCACCGAGAGAUGGCGGAUCCAUAUUCCUUCAGAGGUGGAAGGAGAGCUGCAGGGUCCAGCAAAACUAGCGCAAGCAAAGAAGGCAGCAGGACAGAGAUGAGGGUAAAUCCGACCCCUGAGCCCCACAAGCUGGGAAAUGCAACCAGCGACAAAACAGAAGGCAAGAAGAAAGGGAGACCUAAGGCAGAAAACCAGGUGCUGAAAGACAUUCCUCUGCCCCUGAUGAACCAGUGGAAAGAUGAGUUCAAGGCCCAUUCCAGGGUGAAGUGCCCCAAUUCAGGCUGCUGGCUGGAGUUCCCCAGUAUUUACGGCCUGAAGUACCAUUAUCAGCGCUGCCAAGGGGUAAGGAGGAUGGAGGGGGCGAUCUCGGAGAAGCUGACUUACCCUUGCUCUUACUGCGAAGCUGCCUUCACAUCCAAGACCCAGCUGGAAAAGCACAGGCUCUGGAACCACUUGGAUAGGCCAGUACCAGCUAGCAAAGCAGAAAACAAAGUGCAGAAAGCUGUUGGCAAGGCCAGUGGCAAGAAAAGAGCUGCUGAGAGUUCAGAUUCCCCCACCAUCCAUCCCAAACAGGCAAAGGUGGAGAAGACUGUGGCCCAGGAGCUCCCCGAGAAUGGAGAGUGCCUGGUGCAGAGCAGGAAGAACAAAGUGUUUCAGAUCACGGCAGCGGAGGCAGUAGCAGCAGCUACCCCAACGGCCAAGUCUUCGAGCUGCAAGGAUCCCAAACAGCAAGGGGGCAAGCAGGCUUCCCUCCAGGAGGAGGACCCAGAGAGGAUGAAGCACAGAAGGAAACAGAAAACUCCUAAGAAAUUUACCGGGGAGCAACCAUCCAUCUCGGGGACAUUUGGAUUGAAAGGCCUGGCAAAAGCAGAGGACAAGGCAAAGGCCCAUCGAGCCAAGAAACUGGAGGGGACCAGCAGCAUGGAUGAGCUGAAAAAGAAGCCUUCAGGAGCUGCUGUGAAAAGGGAGGCCGUCGCGCAUUUAUCGUCAGCAAACCCAGAGGACCAAUGGCAGCGGGAGAUCAAUGAGAAAGGAGAAGUUGCCUGUCCUACGUGUGGCGUUAUAACCAGGAAAACCAUUGUUGGGCUCAAAAAGCACAUGGACGUCUGUCAAAAACUGCAGGAUGCCUUGAAAUGUCAACACUGCAAAAAGCAGUUCAAGUCCAAAGCUGGGCUCAACUAUCACACCAUGGCCAAGCAUGUCAACAAGCCUGGUCCUGUGGAAACUGCUGGAGUUGGUGAACAGGAAGAGCGGGAAAGGCUGAGGAAAGUGCUAAAGCAGAUGGGGAAACUGAAAUGUCCCAACGAGGGGUGCACAGCCAACUUUUCCAGUCUGAUGGGGUACCAGUACCACCAGAAACGGUGUGGGAAGCAGCCCUCUGAAGUGGAGAAGCCCAUAUUCACCUGCCCACAUUGCAGGAAGAAGUAUAAAUCCAAGGCAGGACACGACUACCACAUGCGGUCGGAGCACACUUCUUCGCCUCCCGAAGAGCCAGAGGUGAAGCCAGAGGCCAGCCCAGUAGAAGAUUUUGAAAGGACUCCUAGUGGUAGAAUCCGGCGCACAUCAGCCCAAGUAGCGGUCUUCCACCUGCAGGAGAUAGCUGAGGACGAACUGGCCAAGGACUGGACCAAACGAAGGAUGAAGGACGACCUGGUACCUGAAACUAAGCGACUAAAUUACACCCGGCCGGGGCUUCCGAAGUUAAAUCCGAGCCUCUUGGAAACCUGGAAAAAUGAAGUGAAGGAGAAAGGACACGUCAACUGCCCCAAUAACAGCUGUGAAGCCAUCUACUCCAGCGUUUCUGGCCUGAAAGCCCACCUGACUAACUGCAACAAGGGAGACCACUCUGUUGGGAAGUACCGGUGCCUCCUCUGCCAGAAGGAGUUUAGCUCAGAAAGUGGAGUCAAGUACCAUAUCCUCAAGACUCACUCAGAGAACUGGUUCCGAACCUCUUCAGAGGCUGCCCAGAAGAAAAAGAACAGGGACCAGAUUUCCUCCAGCCAGGAGGAGAAAAAGACAAGCACAAGUGGGAAGAAAAGGGGGAGGAAACCCAAGGAAAGGCCCCCGGAAACGUCUCUGAAAGGCAAGGAGAGCUCGGCAGCAAAGACUAAUCAUAAGAAAGCCCCGGAGCCCUGGGAAGGAUCCAACUGCAGCCCCGAAGGGAGAGAGAGAGGCACCAAGCUGCCCACCCACAGGAAAGGGGGAGCCAGUAAGAUGCCUGAGAAAUAAGGGGUUCAGAGACUCUCCGAGCAUUAGUUUACAGCCCAGGGUAAUGGGGUGGGGCCCCUCACGGGUUUCUCUCCCCCGCCACCUGCUCAUCCAUUUGUUUGUUGUUGUUUUUUUAAAAAAAAACACAACAAAAAACCACUUUAAAAUCAUGGACCUUGUUUCACACUGGAAAAAAAGCAAAGACUGCGAUUCUCCAUCCGUCACCCCCGUGCACACGCCCGUACCCCUCGACUCCCCUCCACACGCACGCGUGUGCACUUGUGUGUACACACGGGCUGCCCAGCUCUUCCGCUGACAUGUCACGUAACGCAGCCAAACCCCUGCAAAGCGGGGACUCCCCCGCUGACC
This is a messenger RNA of Mauremys mutica (yellowpond turtle), 2785 nucleotides long. It is a transcript of the gene ZNF512B, whose product is annotated as zinc finger protein 512B. The coding region runs from base 128 to 2437 and encodes 769 amino acids. Gene Ontology annotation, molecular function: zinc ion binding. The transcript has 17 exons. Lineage: Eukaryota; Metazoa; Chordata; Testudines; Geoemydidae. The record is from RefSeq and is a predicted model, not a curated record.